GCAAACAGACCCCUGGACAUGGAGUGACCACCACUACAUACAGGAUUUCAUAAACCACAGACUUGCAGUCGGGUUCACGCUGUGCUUGUGGGAGUGGUGGGAGAACGCGUCAGAGGGAGGUUUCAGCGUGUUGGGGCAAGAUACACCGCCUCUCUUUUGCCUUUACUUCAACAUUAGUGUUUAAGGAAACUGUGGAGUGCCUCUGAUUGCUGACAUUUUGACUUAUUCUCACUUUUUAUCUCCAUAAUGGAUCAUGUGCCAAGAGUCUAAACGAGAAUGCAGGACAGCUGGGAUUCACAGACAAACUCAGCGAGCGAGCUCAAUGAUAAAUACACAUCUGAAGGUACAGUCCCAUCCUGGUGGGUUUUACUUAAAUAACUGUGUAUACAGGCCACCUUUGAAAAGAAUACAAAAAGGACCAUCAUUGCUCUCCUGCUUCCUUGACUGCAUUCUUAGGGAAUUUUCCAGAUGAACGAAAAGCAGUGCAGAAGAGAACCUUCACCAGGUGGAUGAAUGUGUUUCUGCAGAGACGGGACCCUCCUAUUGAAGUGCACGACCUGUUCACAGACAUUCAGGAUGGCAAAAUACUCAUGGGCCUGCUGGAGGAGCUGUCUGGGUGCAGACUACUUUAUAGGUUUAGGUCUUCCUCUCAUCGCAUCUUCAGACUUAACAACAUUUCCAAGGCCUUGGUCUUUCUGGAUGACAGACAUGUAAAGCUGCUUGGCAUUGAUGCUUCUGGAAUUGCUGAUGGUAAACCAUCUGUUGUUCUUCACCUUGUUUGGAGCAUCAUCUUGCACUUUCAGGUAAAGGAGGUGAUGGGAGGCCUCCAGAAGCAUUUGUCUUCCAGCCUUUCCGCCUUGUCAAUGAGCAGUUAUCCAUCCUCUAAUGACCUCUCACCCCAGCCAAGUGACCCUGGCACAUACUCUUGCAGCACUCUGCCAAGUAAAGGCAGGAAGGCUGGCAGGGAAGCAAAGUAUCAUGGGAAAGCAAUCAAGGUGCUCCUGCAAUGGGUCCAAAGAUGCACAUCAAAGUACGGGGUGGACGUGAAGGACUUUGGGAAGAGCUGGAGGAGCGGCUUGGCAUUUCUUGCUUUGGUUAAGUCCAUAAACCCAGUCAUGGUUGACCUGAGGGAAAGCUUUCAUCGAGAUCCAGUGGAAAACAUCCGGCAGGCUUUCAUGAUAGCCCAUCACAGCUUGGAUGUACCGCCACUGCUGGAGCCUGAAGAUGUGACGUGCACUUCACCAGACGAGCAGUCCAUCAUCACCUACGUCUCCAUGUUCCCAAAGUGUCACUCAGGCAUAGAUGAGGCUCCCACACCAGAUAUUGACGUUCCCGAGAUUCCCAGUUUUGGAUCACUUGAGUCAGUCAGCUUUGAAGAGACUGACGCUGAUGUUCCAGAAGUCCAGGUGUUGCUGAAAGGCUUGGAGAAGAGCAGCGAGCAGCUUCUGUGGAAGCGUUGGUCUCAGAGAUCUUCAGGAAGUCCCCGCUCUCCGUCCUUUCACACAAAUGGAACAGCUACCUCCGACCAGCCUGCUGGGACUGCUUCAGACUCACAUUACAAAAAAAGGAAAGGCAGUGCACGAAGCACUUUACAGCCACCCAGUCCUCUGGAUGCUGGCAUAGUCAGCCAGGAGGUCCAGCUGUGGUUGGACAGUGGACUGGAUCAAGGCUACGACAAGCGACGAGCACAAAGCUGCUAUUCUUUAAGCUCCGAGGAAGGAAUCUACAGCUUACCAUCGCUGGAUUCAGAUGAGGAGGAUGCAUAUAGCUACAUCCUAGAGCUGAAUAAAGAUGUGUUUCAACCAUAUAAUCAGCUGAAAAGACAAGUACCAAAGGUCAAAGAGGAAACAGCAGAGGAAAUGAAAGAAGAAUCCAAAUAUCAGGAAGGCUCCUUUUUACAAAAGGCUGAUUUUGAGCUUGAAUCAGCCCAGUCAGCGGUGCACAGGAAGUUUGAUUUUGACAAAAAUGAAAGAAAUCUCAGCAAAAUGACACACGGUGGAGCAGCGCUUGACUUUAAGCCAGAGGGUGAAAGUAGAAGCACAGAGGAGCAUGAAGAGCAGCGGGCUAAUAGAGGACAGAGCAAUGAUGAUGGUGAUUAUUGUGAGGAAGAAAGGGAGAAAAAGAUGGAAAAUGCAAAAAUGUUCAAGAAUGGGGUCGACAAAACAGAGGACAAUGCAGCGGAAGCAACUGUUGAAGUGGCCCGUUGGCAGGAAGACACCGAGGACGGAAGAGAUGCAGAGCUUUCCAAAAAACAUGGACAGGUGGGAGGACAGGAUGUAGGGAAUGAAGGCCAAGAUGCUGCUGUGAUGAAAGAAGAUGGGAAGAGCCAGAAAAGUACAAAUUCAGAAAGUUUUAAGGGUGAAGUAAAUGGAAAAAUAAUAACUGAUGAGGCUGCCUGUGAAGUCAGAAGUGACACAGAAGAAGAAAGUGGCAGGAAGUGUAAAGAAGAAAAAAUGAGAGACACUGAUGAAGUUAAAUCAGCAGCUGGAGAGGAGAUGACGACAACAACGACAGAGCACGAUGGGGAGGAGAGUCCCAGAACACGCCCACUCGGAGGUGUCUGGCCUCCUGCCUGCAGGUCAACCCCUCGGUCACCCAGCAGUGACGAAGGAUCCCUUCUUCAGCCUUCAGCAGCCUCUUGUGGAGUGACCCUGUCAGAGCUGGAAAUGCUCUUGGUCUGGUGGGUCCUGCUGUACUGCUGCCUCAUCCUCAGUCAGAUGAACCUCUGAGUCACUGCAGCACAAGCUUCUUAUUCCGACAUGCUCAUGAGCCCAGUUGCCACUAAUGAGACAAACAGGGACACAUAAGGCUGGACCGACUCUUCAUCUGUGACACAGUUUCCUAAAGACGCCAUUUAAGCAGAUCCACAGAAUAAUCUGAUAAGACUCAGGGCCGUAGUUUCAGAUAAAGCUAAAUCCUGUAAUCCCCGUUGUUACACAGACUUUCAGCUGCUCGGUCUUGCACCGCACUUAUUAUCAGAAAUGGUUUGGGGGCUUUUUUUUUUUUUUGCUGAACACAUGUCCAAAAAUUGAUUUUCCUAGAAAAAUUACUCCUUUUUGAAAUUCACCUGACAAAAUCGACCACACGGUGGCACUGCAGCAUCGCAGCGACCUUCUUAUUUGUCUAUACAGCAUUCUGUUGCCUGCUGAAGAUCCCGUGUGACCUGCUGUUUAAUUAGAAGCUGUAUUGACAAGUGAAGAUUAAGCUGAUAAUACUUAAUGAGCACUUUGGCAUUUCACAGACUCUCACUGUGUCACUUAUGGCUUAGACUGUGGACCGCUUUAUUGUCUUCAUCUCGGAUGCUGCCUGAGUUCAAGCUUAUUUUUACCACAGGCUUUCUCCGGGAUAAUUUUUGUGACCAUCUGAUACAAACAAUAAACCAGCUGCUUGAUGUGUGUGCAUGUGAUCCACUCAUCAACAUAGAAUAGAUGUUGUCAUUUUAAGCAGUUUGGACUAUUAGGUAAUGCUUGUUGGAAUACCACAGUGACAACAGAGCGACACAGGAGUAUGCAUUAGUUACGUAAGUCAUCAAAAUCCACGUUGAAGAGAAAGUGUAUUAAGUUGGGGGUCGAGUGAGUAUUCUCUGUCCUCUCUGCCCCCAAAUACUCAAACAUUCACUGCUGGUCAAAUUCUAAGAAUUUAAAAACACACUGCCGUUGUUUGCUUAGAGCAUUACCCCUGAGUCGAAAGCUCAGCCCUGGAGAUCGAUAUACUUUCAACACCGCCACCCCCACACCGAGCCACGAGAACAACACUCCCCCAAAGCAAGGGGUUUGUUGGUCUUAUGUACGGUCAAGCCAGGAUAGCAAGAGAAGCAGCAACGAUGCCUGCUGUAUGUAGUUUUAUAUAAAUAACAGUGCUAGUGUUGCUAACGUGUCCCUCGGCGUUUAGAUCAGCUGUACCGAGGCCUGAAACUCUUGAGCGAAGGGAGAGAGAGGCCGAUCAGCUGCAGCAGCUCGGUACAUCAGCCCUAAACACGGCCUCGACCUUUGAACCGUAUCGUGACCCGGCCAGCAGAACUGCUACUGAGCCUGACGUCCAGCAGCAGCAUCAGCGCAGCAUCUUGUUCUCACCCUCGGGCCUGGGUCAGCUCUGGCUCAGCUUGCCCAGCUUCUGGGUCUGAUAACCAGAGCCGGCCCCGGAGGCCCCAGGGAUGGUGGCCGACUAGACAGAACACAGCCUGAAGGCCACCAUAUCUGCUCUCACAGAUUUGUAAUGCAGCCUCAUCUCCAGGAGGGAGGGAUUGGAGGUGGGCUUCAGAAGGCGACUGGGGCUGGAGCCAGGACAGAUGCUGGGAUUGGUGGUGCCACAGCAGGAGUGGCAAAUUGGACCUCAGGCAGAUGAUGGUGCAAAAAAAAGAACUGGGGGUCAGUUAAGAUUGCGUAGCAGCCUACAUGUUGAUGGACGAGCUACACUACACCAUACAAAUUUAUUUUCCAGCUCUCAUGAAUCUGAGUCCUCUGUCUGCACCGUCAGCUCUGAGACUUGGAGGAAAGACCUGCAGCCCUCUGACAAACUAUUAACAAUCAUGUGUAUUUCAAAGGUAGCUUAUAAGUAUUUAUGCUUCAAAGAUUAUACUUGCAUGUUUUUAUCCAUGAAGAUGUGGUUAGAGUAUAAACCAAGUGUUUCUUUAUAGGAAUGAAGCUUUGUUAUUAUGUGUUGAUCACGUCAAUAACAAACACAUCAGGUAUUCAACCAUUUGAAAAGCCCCACACAGACCUUCAGGCUGAAUGCUGCAACCACCUCACUGCUCCUGGUUUCCCAAAGCAGACCUGCGGCCCUUGGAGGACCAGCUGGGAAUGCAGCUGGUUAAACAAGAAUAAAAUUCAAACCACAGCACGUCAAUCUACCAGCGAUACAUUGGGCUGUGAUUGAGUCAUUUUGCAUCCCCGUUGGAACAUCUCCCAACAGUGCUGAAAUAUUUUACUUAAAGGGGAUGCAGCAUGGUGUAUUUAAGUGAUGAAGUGAAUACAGAAUCUAAAAUAUCCAAGUAGUAUUUUAGGCACAGAUUUAUGAUAUCCUACUGCAGCACAUCAAGAUGUUUGACUGAAUCUGUGUCAUUUUGCAUCCUUUCUUCAUACAGAGAUUCAAAGUAUUCAAAGUUAACACAGCGUAGGAGGACUGUUUGUUACCCAAAGAUACUUUUACUUCAUGGCUCCAUCUUUCUGAAUAUGAA
This is a messenger RNA of Haplochromis burtoni (Burton's mouthbrooder), 5176 nucleotides long. It is a transcript of the gene clmnb, whose product is annotated as calmin b. Gene Ontology annotation, biological process: nuclear migration. Gene Ontology annotation, molecular function: actin filament binding. NCBI's taxonomy places the organism in Eukaryota, Metazoa, Chordata, Actinopteri, Cichliformes, Cichlidae. The coding region runs from base 510 to 2729 and encodes 739 amino acids. Gene Ontology annotation, cellular component: meiotic nuclear membrane microtubule tethering complex; cytoplasm; nuclear outer membrane. The transcript has 10 exons. The record is from RefSeq and is a predicted model, not a curated record.